AAAAAAGUAAAAGAGAAAAAAUAGAAAUAAAAUAAAAAAUCCUUUUCUUGUUUCCCUCUUUUCUCUUUCUCUCGGUUGCUUCUUUUUCUUUUGUCCCUUAUCAACAACACAAAACACUCGCUCCCCCCCCUCUCUAUACACAUAUAUGUGUAUAUAUCUUUUAUAAUUCUUCAUUGAAGAAUCACCGCAAGAAGACGGCAAGAAUAAAAAAGAAGAAACAAUUUUUCAAUUUUUAUUUUGGAAACCCUAACCCUAGUUUUCUGGUUGUGCUGCGGGCGGGGUGUGGGUUAAUUUUAGGAUCUUAAUUCGAUUGGGUUGUUUAAGAAUUUUUUAUUAUUUUUGAGUUUUUGGUUUUGUUCUUUCUGGUUUGGUUUGAUUUUGGUGGAAAUUGUUGAUUUUAUGUGUGUGAUGCAAAUAAAGAGAAAAAGAGAGGAACGAAUUGAUGCCGCCAGAGCCAUUGCCUUGGGAUCGGAAGGACUUCUUCAAGGAGAGGAGGCACGAUCGGUCAGAAGUGUUGCCACGGUGGAGGGAGCCUGCAUCGCACCACCACUAUACUUCUUCUCGUUGGCUUCCUGAUUUUCGCUCUAGAGCCCCUCCUCCUGGUCAUGGUAAGCAGGGCAGUUGGCAAAUGUAUCCUGAAGAACUCGGACAUGGUUUCAUGACUUCUCGUUCGAACGAAAAGAUUGUUGAAGAUGAGAGCUGUCGGCAGUCUCGUGGUGAUGCUGGCAAGUAUGGAAGGAAUAGCAGCAGCAGCAGGGAAAAUAGGUCCUUUGGUCAGAGGGAUUGGAGAGGUGGUGGUGGUGCUCACUCUUGGGAAGCUGCAUCCCCCAGUGGUUCUGGUUCUGUAAGACAAAAUGAUGCUACAAAUAAUCAGAGGUCAUUGGAUGUUAUGGAGCCUCACUCUGAACAUGUUAAUACAUGUGAUCAGUCUCACUCUAGAGACCAGCACAAUAAGAGUGCUACUGCUAAUGCAACAGCAAGCACGGGGCAAAGAUUUGAGAGAGAGACCUCGCUGGGGUCAAUUGAAUGGAGACCACUCAAAUGGACUCGGUCUGGAAGUUUAUCAUCAAGGGGAUCAUUAAGUCAUUCUGGUAGCAUGGGAGUGGAUUCUAAUGAGACAAAGCCUGAGUUGCGGCUUGGAAACUCAAAAGCCGUUCAAUCUCUUACAGGGGAUGCAACUGCCUGUGUAACUUCUGCUGCCCCUUCUGAAGAGACAACUUCCAGGAAGAAGCCGCGCCUGGGUUGGGGAGAAGGACUGGCCAAGUACGAGAAGAAGAAAGUUGAAGGUCCUGAGGAUAAUGCUGUUAAGGUGGGAACUUCUAUCUCUGGUGAUAGUGUAGAACCUAGUCAUUCUCAGCUCUUGAACCAGGCAGAUAGAAGCCCAAGAGUUGCUGUUUUCCCAGAUUGUCAAUCUCCUGCAACUCCUUCGUCGGUUGCUUGUAGUUCUUCACCAGGUCUUGAGGAUAAACAACUAGUCAAGGCAACAAACAUUGAUCAGGAUGUUGGUAAUUUAUGUGGCUCACCCAACGUUGUCUCCCAAUAUUACUCUGAGGGAUCAGGUUUUAACUUAGAGAAUUGGGAUCUUGCUCAGAUUUCCAAUUUGAACUCUUCAAUCAAUAAACUGCUACAAUCAGAGGACCCAAGUUCUGUGGACUCUGGUUUUAUGAGAUCAACUGCAGUGAACAAGUUGCUAGUGUGGAAGAGUGAUAUUACUAAGGCCCUAGAAAAAACUGAAGCGGAGAUUGAUUCACUUGAGAAUGAACUGAAGACAUUGAUCUCUGGACCUAAAAAUACCCAGCUUGUUCCAUCUGCUUCCUGUUCUCCACCAAAAGAUUGCAAUGCAAAUUCUCAUGAAGAUCAAGGCGCUACUUCUAAUAUAGCUUCUGGACCUGCUCCUUUGGUAGUUGAUAUACCUGACGAUUUGGUUGGAGAGGAAGGGGCUAAUAUACAUGAAAAUGAGCAGACCGAGGUAAAAGUUGAGGACAUUGAUAGCCCUGGUAGUGCAACUUCAAAGUUUGUUGAAUUGCCCUCAGAGAAAGAUGUGGCACCUGUUGAUGCCUUGAAACAUGGUGGAAUAUUUAUUUCAGAUGACAGCAAGUCUAGAAGAUUGAAUGUCAAUAUGUGCAGUUUCACGGAGGAGAGCGCUAAAUCUAGAAGUUCAGAUGUAAAACUGUGCAGCUUUAACGAGGAAAAAGCAAGGGACACACUUGUUUGCUGGGAGCGCUCCCAGCCAACUGCCGGUUAUUCUUAUUCUGCUUCCAAUGGCAUUUUGAAUGGUGGAGAAGAUGCUUUAUAUAAUUUGAUAUUAGCUGCCAACAAAGAUUCUGCACGGAGAGCAUUUGAAGUAUUUAAGAACCUACUGCCUGCCAGCAAAUGCAGUUUUGAUUUUUCAAGAACUGUCAGAGUCUCUUUGUUGCAAAUCGAUCAUGCGGUUGAAGAAAGAUUUGCUAAGAGAAAGCAGUUUCAACAGUUCAAAGAAAAGAUAAUUGCCUUAAAGUUUAGGGUACAUCAGCACCUUUGGAAGGAAGAUAUUCGCAUGCUUUCUGUAAGGAGGUUUCGUGCAAAGUCUCAGAAGAAGUUUGACUUGAGCCUGCGCCCUGUGCAGAUAGGACAUCAAAAACACCGUGCUACAGUUCGUUCACGAUUUUCUACCACUGUUGGAAACUUAAGUCUGGUGCCCUCAUCAGAAAUAUUGAACUUCGCAAGCAGGCUACUCUCAGAACUUGGGGCAAAGGUCUACAGGAACACAUUAAGGAUGCCUGCUUUAAUUUUAGAUCAGAAGGAGAGGAUGAUGACAAGGUUCAUUUCAAAGAAUAGUCUGGUGGAAGAUCCCUGCGCUGUUGAGGAAGAAAGAGGUCUGAUCAAUCCAUGGACAUCUAAGGAGAGAGAAAUUUUUAUUGAAAAGCUUGCUACCUUUGGGAAAGACUUCAGGAAGAUAGCUUCUUUUCUUGAUCACAAAACAACUGCUGAUUGCAUAGAGUUCUAUUACAAGAAUCACAAAUCAGAUUGUUUUGAGAGAACAAGAAGGAAACCAGAUUAUUCUAAACAAGCGAAAGUUUGUUCUGCAAAUAGGUACCUUGUUGCUUCUUCUGGGAAAAGAUGGAACCGUGAGGCUAAUUCUGCUUCUCUCGAUAUCUUAGGUGCUGCAUCAGCAAUUGCAGCUAAUGUGGAGGACAGUAUUGAAAUUCAGCCUAAGGGUACGUCAAAGUACACCGUUCGAAUGAUCACUGAAUACAAGGCGUCCAGACUUAAUGAGUUAGAGAGGUCAAACAGUCUUGAUGUAUGCCAUAGUGAAAGAGAAACAGUGGCUGUUGAUGUUUUGGCUGGUAUCUGUGGUUCCUUAUCAUCAGAAGCUAUGAGUUCUUGCAUUACAAGUUCAGUUGAUCCUGGAGAAGGAAACCAGGAAUGGAAGCACCAGAAAGUGGGUUCGUCGACCAGAUUGCCCCGGACUCCAGAGGUUACCCAGAGUAUGGAUGAUGAAACCUGUUCAGAUGAGAGCUGUGGGGAGAUGGAUCCUACUGAUUGGACAGAUGAAGAGAAAUCAGCCUUCAUCCAGGCUGUGUCAGCUUAUGGAAAAGAUUUUAUUAUGGUCUCAAGACGUGUCGGAACGAGAUCCCGUGAUCAGUGCAAGAUCUUCUUUAGCAAGGCUAGGAAGUGUCUUGGACUAGAUAAGAUUCUUCCUGUACCUGGCAAUUUGGAGAGGCAGGAUGUUAACGGUGGAAGUGAUCCUGAUGCUUGUUCUAUGGAGACUAAGCUGUUGUGUAAUGGAAAAUCAAGUUUGAUGUUGGAAGACGUAUCUGAUUUAUGUAUGAAGGUGGGGAUUUCAAAUCACAAUUUGACCAGUUCUGAUGAAAAAGAUGGGGCUGGAGAACUGGAUUCUGUAGAUAUUCUUCAGGUAAACUGUGAUGUAGAUAAGCAAGAGGUGGAAUUUAACAGGGAUUGUGAUCAGAUUGGUGCUUGUAUUGGAAAUGGUCGAGGGGAUGAGAAUAUGGUUAUAGUUUCUCAGGAAGGUGUUGAAAUUGGUGGAGAUGCCUCGGAGAAUGGCCUGCCUGACAUACCGUGUCCGAAUGAAGUUUCUGCUGAGCAUUUAGGUGAAGAAAUUUCUUCGCCUGAGCAUGAUUUGAAAGAUAGAAAGGCAGAAAUAGCGGAAGUAGGUAGGUCAAACUGCUCUUUGGAAGAUAGAAAGCCCAAUAUGGUGUUGUCGGGAAAUAAUUCUGGUCUUGCUGCUCCUAGGGGAGGGGGAUUGUGCCCUCUUAAUGGAUUCCAGAAUAUAACUCAUUUGGAAUCUGAUUCUGAGUGUAAGCUUUACUUGGAAAGCAAUAUUUCAGUUCAGAGUAAACAGAUGCCUGAAGGUGCUAAUGCUGAUAAAUUAUCAGAAGAACUUGAGAAUGUUUGUGAUGAGCAGUGUGAGAAUGCUACUCAGUCGGCUGAGCUGCCUUUGCCGAGCCAUUCCCUGUUGGCCCAGGUUGAAUCCUGCCAGAUUCUUGGCAGCUAUUCAGUGGGGGAGUCUGCUCUCACACAGUUUGGAGAUCCUGGCUGCAGAACAUCAGCUGCAUUGCAAGAAAUCCAGAAGGUAGGUAGGAAUCUACAGUUAGAUACAUUUUCUACAACUGGUUGCUUUCUCCAGAAGUGCAAUGGUACAAAUCGUGGUGGUGGUUCUGUUUCUGAUGUUCAGAUUCCUAACCGAGAACAGACAGCAGGUAGUUCAUCAAACUUGGAGAAACAUUGUAGGAAUGGUGAUGUAAAAUUGUUCGGACAGAUUCUCAGUAAACCAUGCCCUCAGGCAAAUCCCAGUUCCAAUGCACAUCGCAGUGAUGGUAGCAAUCAGCAGUUGAAAAUUGGUAGCGAUUCCUUUAGUGCAAGUCAUAUAUUAGAUGGCAAUUCAGCCACUGCCAAAUUUGAGCGUAAUAACUUCCCGUGUUCGGAGACUCAUCAAUUGAGAAGUUUUGGUUUUUGGGAUGGGAAUAGAAUACAGACAGGGUUUUCUUCGUUGCCCGACUCUGCUAUCCUCCUGGCAAAAUAUCCUGCAGCAUUUGGUAAUUAUGGAAUAUCUUCCACCAAAAUGGAACAGCCUACUUUGCAUGGGGCUGUGAAGAUGGCUGAGCGGAAUUUGAAUGGUGUCCCUGGGUUUCCAACAAAUGCAAGUGGCAACAAUGGAGUAGCAGCAGCAGAUUAUCAAGUGUACAGAAAUCGAGAUGUGCAGCCUUUUACUAUAGAAAUGAAACAGAGGCAAGAGGCGUUCUCUGAGAUGCAAAGAAAAAAUGGGUUUGAUGUUGUGUCUGGUGUGCAGCAACAAGCGAGGGGUGUGCUUGUUGGAAGAGGAGGGAUUCUGCAGUGCACUGGUGUCUCUGAUCCGGUGGCUGCCAUCAAAAUGCAUUAUGCCAAGGCUGAACAAUUUAGUGGGCAAACGGCAAGCAUCAUCAGAGAGGAUGAUUCUUGGAGAAGUAAAGGGGACGUCAGCAGGUAGUUGAUUGCAAGGGAGGCCAGUCUAUGGUCUCCGUGGCAUCUCUUUUUGCCACAAUGUACAAUAGUUUUUGUAAGUUUAAUCCAGGAAACCAUAGGGCAGUAGAUGGUUACAGUUGUUGCCGUCUUUUUGGUUACAGAUUUCUAGGUGUCUCUAAUAUUUGCCAGUAGCUUUGUGUUUGUUGUAUUUGAUGGAAAUACAGCAAUAAUAUUUAUCAAGAGUUUGGGAGGUGAA
This is a messenger RNA of Capsicum annuum, 5698 nucleotides long. RefSeq lists its product as uncharacterized. Bases 443 to 5467 code for a protein of 1674 amino acids. The record is from RefSeq and is a predicted model, not a curated record. Lineage: Eukaryota; Viridiplantae; Streptophyta; Magnoliopsida; Solanales; Solanaceae. The transcript has 4 exons.